Molecule: messenger RNA, 1845 nt
Organism: Myxozyma melibiosi
Lineage: Eukaryota; Fungi; Ascomycota; Lipomycetes; Lipomycetales; Lipomycetaceae
Product: ribosomal protein S5 domain 2-type protein
Exons: 1
Coding region: 111-1778 (555 amino acids)
Biological process (GO): galactose metabolic process; carbohydrate phosphorylation
Cellular component (GO): cytosol; cytoplasm
Molecular function (GO): ATP binding; galactokinase activity
Source: RefSeq, a predicted model, not a curated record
CGGGAAAAGACUCCACACCGCCGCCUUUGCUAUCGUCACCGUCUUCACGUCUUCUGCUUCUGCUAUCUUCUGCUUAUCAACAGCACUACUGCCAUCCUGUGCCCGCAGCCAUGCUCGUCCCCUCGCCGUGGACGACACCGCACCCCUCGCCGCCGCCGGCCUACCACGUCGGCUCCUCCCCGCCGCUCUUCCCCCCACACGAAGACCUCGUGCCGAGUGUGAGCUCGCUAGCAGACAUCUACUCCGCCUCCGAGCUGCCCCACCAGUCCGCCAGAUGGGCCGCGCUAGAGGCCCGCUUCCGUGCGCUCUACGACCGGCAGAUCUCGUUCGUGACCCGCACCCCCGGCAGAGUGAACCUCAUCGGUGAGCACAUCGACUACUCGUGGUUCCCUGUCCUGCCGAUGGCAAUCCCGCGGGACGUCCUCGUCGCGGUCGCAAUCAUCCCUGCCGCCGACGCCGCUGCCGACGGGCGCAUCAUUCUCUCAAACGUGCAGGCGCUCAAAUACCCGACCCGCGUCUUCAACACCCGCGACUUUACUGAUCCGUUCUUUCCCAUCCCGACCGACAAGCACAUCGACUGGUCGGCCUACUUCCUGGCCGGUCUCAAGGGAGCCCUGACAUUCUCAAGACUGUGUGCCACUGAGGCCACGCCGCUGCCGACGAUGCGCAUCCUCGUCGACGGCGAACUGCCGACCUGCGCCGGUCUCUCUGCGUCGUCUGCGUUUGUCUGCUCGUCUCUACUAGCCGUGCUGGCAACCAUCACCGCUCCCGUAAUAGAGCGGUCGUUCCUCGUCAACUCUGCCGUCAUCUCUGAAAGAGCACUAGGAGUGAACUCUGGAGGCAUGGAUCAAGCUGCGUCGGUGUUUGCCAUCCGCGACCACGCCCUCCUCGUCGACUUUCGUCCGCUCGUCUCUGCCAAGCCCGUGCGUGUGCUCGACACCGUUCCCCGGCUGUGCUUUAUCCUCGCAAACUCUUUGGUCUCGGUCUCCAACCGGACCGAGACCGGACCAGACCGGUACAACAUCAGAUUCGUCGAGACCACGAUUGCGGCUGAGAUCCUGGCGCGAGAGUACUCUGUCGGCCGACUAGAGAUCAGAGACGGCUUCGGCGGCACACUCCGCGGGUUCUACGACAAAAUCUGUGAGCGGCAGGGAUGGGCUAUGGGAGACCGGGAGAGCGAAGAGCGCGCGGUGAAGGAUAUUGUUGCUCGUAUUCGAAAGACGUUUUCAAAAGACAGAUAUUCGCUUGACGAGGUCGCGGAGAUGCUGGGACUGAGUACAGAAGAUAUGAUGAGAAAGUACACCACGCGCUUCCCGAUCAGGGCAACCCACCUAAACCUGCGCGACCGCGCACAGCAUGUGAUUGAAGAGUCUUUCCGCUGCAAAUGCUUCUCCUCCCUCUUAGCUUCCUCAACCACAAACCUGCGCGCGCUCUCUGCGACAGAGUCGACUCCGUACUUUGAUGCGCUCGGAGAACUCAUGAACGCCUCACAAGAGUCGUGCUCUUCGAUGUUUGCCUGCUCGUGUCCCGAGAUCGAUAAUCUCUGUCGGAUCGCGCAAAAGUACGGCGCGGCCGGUAGUCGGAUCACAGGUACAGGCUGGGGCGGAUGUAUAAUUUCGCUCGUGCGCGCAGAUCGCGUCGACCAAGUGAUUGACGGGCUCCGGAAGGAGUAUUACUCGGUGCAGCAUCCGGAGAUUAAGGAUAUCAGCGAAGUUGUUUUUCAAAUCACACCCUCGAACGGAAGUGUUUUGACUAAAGGGACGGGGUUUCAGAUGUAGGUUGUAUACAUUAUGGUGUUCGGUUGCAUUUGGUGGUUCUCUGUUUAGUACAAUUACAAUUGAUCAA